This is a messenger RNA of Pollicipes pollicipes, 2587 nucleotides long. It is a transcript of the gene in, whose product is annotated as inturned planar cell polarity protein. Lineage: Eukaryota; Metazoa; Arthropoda; Thecostraca; Pollicipedomorpha; Pollicipedidae. Gene Ontology annotation, molecular function: protein binding. Gene Ontology annotation, cellular component: cilium; cytoplasm. The transcript is spliced from 22 exons. The coding region runs from base 1 to 2328 and encodes 775 amino acids. The record is from RefSeq and is a predicted model, not a curated record. Gene Ontology annotation, biological process: nervous system development; vesicle-mediated transport; establishment of planar polarity.
AUGCUGCGCCGCCGAAAGUCGCAGAAGGUGACGGCCGGAGAGGUGUACCGGGUGGUCGUGCGCCUGGACACGCGCAGCCCGUCCUCAGGCCGGCCAGACCCGCUCUCCGAGUCGCUGCUGGGCUUCGUCAGCGAGCACGCGCUAUCGGCUGGCGGCGGCAGCGGCGCCGCGCCCGUCGUCGUGGCCGCCCUCGUGCCCGGCGGGCCGCUCCUGCGCAACCCGCACGUCCGCAUAGGUGAUCGUCUGGAGCGCGUGAACGGCGCACCGGUGAGCGUGGCCAGCCUGCCGGCCGUGCUGGCCGCUCUCCCGCGCCGAGGCAAGGUGACGCUGACGAUGCGGAGCGGCGCCCUGGCGUUCUCUGACGGCGUCGGCCGGCACGCGGCGCCGGCCACCAACGGCUCCACACACCAGGAGUCGGCGGACGGUGCGGUGACGAACCUGACCGGGGACGGUCUGCAGCUGGAGGCGCUGGGCCAGCUGCUCAGGAGCGUGCCAUACGGCCUGCUGUGUCUCAGCACCGGCGGCCUGACCGAGAGCUCGCCAGAUCGCCAGGACAUCGUGUACCAGUUUCCCAGUUACGACACGGCUCUGCUAUCGGCUCGGGGCUCGCUGCUGACGUUGGCCGGACUCACGCAGCAGAUAUCGGGCGACACGCCACUACGGGUUCGCACCACGGUGGGCGGGACGCCCGUGCACGUGGCCGUGACCUGCCAGGAGGAGCUGGUGGUGGUGCUGGCCAUACCCGAAAGCAGUCUGUCGGCGCUCGAGGUGGACCAGCUGGGUCAAGAGUUGUGGCAACUGCUCAAACUGGAGUUCGGCUCCACACGCAGCGCCUUCUGCGAGCCGGCGAACCGGCCGUACGUGGACCACCUGGCGGCGUUGCUGGUGCAGCGGGCGCUGCUGACCGCCGAGCUGACGGCCGGCCUGCCCGGUGCGCUGCCGCCGCGGCAGGCCGAUGCGCUGGACCGCCUGCUGCCGGCCGCUCACGCCAUCCACCUGCCGCGACACGUCCAGGUGCUGAUUGACGACAGUCUGACUGAGCUGGAGUCGGGCGACUUCGGUGAGGAGUCGGAGGAUUUUCAUGGUCUCCAGAGGCUGUACUUGUUACGAGGUUGUGCCUUCUACUACAAGGGCUACCUGGCCGGCUCGCACCUGGCGCCCGAGGACCAGCGCGGCGUGCAGCUGUUUCUGCGCCACCAUCAGCUGCUGGCGGGCGCGCGGCGCGACGGCUGGCGUCAGCUGGUGGUGUGGCGCCGCUACCACCGGCCGCCGCCGUCGGCCGCCACCGAGCAGGACGCCUAUCCCUGCCCCGGCUUGACGCAUCACCUGCUGGUGGUUGGCUCGAGGCACGCGCUGCUAGCAGUUCUGCUCGAGUCUGGAGGCUGCACGGUUGAGCUGAGCUGCCUGACUGGACCAGACUCCAUCUACGUGGAGGAGGCCCAGGCCACUCUGUUCCAGCUCGAGUCCAUGGGCAUCAUGGAUAUGUGUGAGAGCUGGCUCGGCGGCGCGCCAGCCGCGACGGCGCCGUACGACGACGAGCUGCCGGGUGGGGCGCGCCUGUUCGAGGGCAGCUCGCGAGACGUGCUGCUCGAAACGCGUUGGUGGAGCCGCCUGGUGGGCGCUGGGCGCGACCUCGUCCGCCACCCCAAGUUCAGCCAUGACCAGCCCGACAGGAGCGAACCGGCGGUGGCGGCGACGGCGGACGAGCCCCGCCCCGUGUGGCGGUUGGAGGCCGCCGACAGCUCAAACGGCGACAACAGCGGAGACGGCGCCGCGUCUGAGCCGUGUUCUCACUCUGAGGACGGCAGCGGCUCCACGGACGGCUCGGCGGCUGACACCUGGGAGAUAUACCGGGGUCCGCCGACGAGCCGCCUUUUACCAAAUCAGUAUGAUUUGAUGGAGAACAAGAAAAUAUACAUGGGUCAAGCGCUCGAAGAUUCCCGGAGGGUGGUGCCGGACGCGUUCUCGCUGGCGCUGCAGCACGUCUGGCUGGACGUGGAGGCGGCCGCCUACCUGGCACUGCCGGAGCCGCUGCUGGCCACCUGGGUGCGCGCCGACCUGCUGGCAGCUUUCAACAGUGCCGUGGCGCGCCUGCUGCGGCUGCUGGCGCCGCCGGCUGAGGAAAGCGGCCUUGCGGAGCCGCCGGCCGAGGGGGCGCCUCGCGAGGUCGGUACCCUUUUCAGCCUGGACGGCCAGGACGGCCAGACCUUCUGGGUGGUCGGCCGUCAGAUGUCGCGUCGGCAGCUGUUCGUUUGCGUGCCGGGCAGCACGCCUCCCGACAUGCUGGAACUGGCCUUCCGGCUGUCGCAGGGCACGGGACCCCGCUGAUCUGACCUGACCUGAGCUCGGAUGGCGGCGGGCGUCGGCUGGGUCUCGAAGCGGCCAGCCGCCCAACCGCCCGCCGCCUCCAAGCGGUGCAUGGCGGGGACGACAAGCUGGGUGACAGCUUGUCGACAACGGCGGGGUUUAGGGGUGACGCGUAUCCGUAUGCGAUGGCUUCUGGAGGUCCCUGACGCCGCGCGAAUUACGGCUGAAAGGCUUUGUGGGGUGGUCAGCGGUCAACGCGCCUCCGUUCUCUGACAGCUGC